Molecule: messenger RNA, 1086 nt
Organism: Podospora anserina S mat+
Lineage: Eukaryota; Fungi; Ascomycota; Sordariomycetes; Sordariales; Podosporaceae
Exons: 2
Coding region: 1-1086 (361 amino acids)
Biological process (GO): mitochondrion organization
Cellular component (GO): SAM complex
Source: RefSeq, a predicted model, not a curated record
AUGCAGCUUCCCGCAGCGUUUUGGACCCACCCGCCCGAACUUCUGCACUUUGAUCGGUGGGGCCGCCGAUGUCAGCACCGAACAUUCAGAAUUCCAUACACCAGCAGCACAGCAACAGUGACGAUGGCCUCAGCUACAGCAACCCCACCAAAACCCUCCGCGAGGCCAAACCAGCCGGCGCCUUCGCUGUGGUCUAUCCCAGCCCCUCUCCAAAAGCUCUUCAACCAGUUCCCCCUCGUAACCCUCGACCCGAACCCCCUCCCAGCGCGGUCUCAAACCCUUACCUCGGCGUCCGACACCCUCCCAACACUUUAUAUCUUCUCCUCCGACGAGGAUGCGCUGGAGGGGAAACCAUCAAUAAACCCAACAUGUCUUAAAUGGCAGACCCUCCUCCGCCUCUCCCACGUCCCCUUUCUAACCUCCCCCUCCUCAAACCACGCCUCUCCCACCGGCUCCCUCCCCUUCCUCCUCCCGCCCCGAACUGUCUCUCCCAACCCGAUCCCCUCAACCUCCAUCCCCCUUUACAUCUCCCGCCACACCAACUCCCCAAAGGAAAAAAAAACCUCCCCGCGUUCGGAAGCCUACCUCUCCCUCCUAACCCCCCUCCGCCUAGCCUUCCUCCAAACUCUCUACCUCACCCCUGCCUUCACCCCCCUCCUCAAAAAAUUCUACAUCGACCCAUCAACCCGCUCCUCAGUCCUAGGAACAAUCCUCCAAACCCAACUAUCAGCCGCAGCCUCCUCCGCAGUGUUGCAAGGUCUGGGUUUGCACAGCCAGACAGGAACAGGCGGCAUCGACUCUGAGAACCUCUACGCCGACGCAGCCGAGGCUUUGGACUCGCUCGCGAUCCUCCUGCAGGAAUCCCAAACGGGCUGGUUUUUUGGGGAGGAGAAACCGGGCGAGUUCGACGCUGGGUUGUAUGGUUAUGUGGGGGUUAUAAUGGCGCACAUGGACACGCCAGAGGGCAGGUUGGGAGGGCUGGUGAGGAGAGCUGGGGGUGGUGGAGGAGAGUUGGUUGGCUGGUGGGAAAGGAUUAGACGCGAGGCAUGGGGGGGUGAUGGUUUAUCAGAGGGGGGGGAGAAAUAA